Messenger RNA from Eucalyptus grandis, 1447 nucleotides. Its product is annotated as GDSL esterase/lipase LTL1. Gene Ontology annotation, molecular function: hydrolase activity, acting on ester bonds. The record is from RefSeq and is a predicted model, not a curated record. Bases 97 to 1194 code for a protein of 365 amino acids. Lineage: Eukaryota; Viridiplantae; Streptophyta; Magnoliopsida; Myrtales; Myrtaceae. The transcript is spliced from 5 exons.
AUAUGCGUUGCAUGGAGCUAGCCUCGCUCCAGAGGAAGAUUUACACUCUCUAGGGUUAAGACAGUGUACGCUGCAGUGCUCUGUCGUUUAUUCCCAAUGGAGGGCACAAUUUUCUCUUGCGUGAUUCUAGGUCUAGCGGUGAUGGUCGGCGUCGUGACUCCCGGAGUCGACGCGGCGCGCGCUUUCUUCGUCUUUGGGGACUCAUUGGUCGACAAUGGUAACAACAACUACCUCGCCACCACCGCCAGGGCCGACUUGCCACCUUACGGCAUCGACUAUCCGACUCAUCGGCCCACCGGCCGCUUCUCCAACGGGCUGAACAUUCCCGACCUUAUCAGUGAGGCGAUUGGCUCCGAACCCACGUUGCCAUACUUGGAUCCCGAGCUCAACGGAGAGAACUUGCUUGUCGGCGCCAACUUUGCUUCUGCGGGAAUCGGAAUUUUGAAUGACACUGGAAUUCAGUUCAUUAACAUCAUCCGAAUCUUCCAGCAACUGCAAUUCUUCCAACAGUACCAGCAAAGGGUUGCUGCGCUCAUUGGAGAAGAACAAGCUCAGCAGCUAGUGAGCAACGCCCUCGUGCUGAUCACCCUCGGCGGCAACGACUUUGUCAACAACUAUUACUUGGUGCCUUUCUCCGCCCGGUCCCGCCAGUUCUCCCUCCCCGACUACGUCGUCUACCUCAUCUCCGAGUACCGCAACAUCUUGGCCAGGCUGUACGAACUAGGAGCGCGGAGGGUCCUUGUGACUGGUACCGGGCCGCUGGGCUGCGUCCCGGCCGAGCUGGCUCAGAGAAGCAGGAACGGCGAGUGCGUGGCGGAGCUGCAGCGGGCGGCUGCCUUGUUCAACCCCCAGCUCGUCCAGAUGGUCAGCAGUCUCAACAACGAGAUCGGCUCCAACGUGUUCAUUGCCGCCAACGCGCAGCAGAUGAGCUCCAACUUCAUCAGCAACCCUCGAGCAUUUGGCUUCGUGACGUCGAAGGUGGCGUGCUGCGGGCAAGGGCGCUACAACGGGCUGGGGCUGUGCACAGUGGCUUCCAACCUGUGCCCCAACAGGGACGUCUACGCGUUCUGGGACGCGUUCCACCCGUCCGAGAGGGCCAACAGAUUCAUCGUCCGGGAGAUCCUGACCGGCGACACCAGAUAUAUGUACCCAAUGAACCUCAGCACCAUCAUGGCCUUGGACACCAGGACUUGAAGUCUUUAUCCUGCCUAAAUCUGUCUUUUUAUAUCAUUUUUUUCCUUGAAUUUCCGAUGAAGAUCGCGUACGAUCGUCAUAAACUUUGCUUGCCGAUUCUUGGCUCUCUUUGUUCGGGAGGGGUUUAGGAAGCGAGCUCUCUCUCUCUCUCUGGUGUGGUGGUGUAAUGUCGUUGGAGUAUUUUACAUGUUGUGGUCGACGGUGAAAACAGAGAUUUAUUCAAUAUGGUAAUAAUUUCAAUGUGCUUUCUUCA